CACCAGUUGAAAUUAAAAAUUUUUCUUUAGUGUUUGUUUUGAUAUUUAAACGAGUAUACAUUUGUAAAUUAAAAAAAAUAUCAUGGACUUUGAAUGGAAAGAAAAUUAGUGAUCGUGGUUAAUAAUACGUGUAAUUUUUACGUUAAAUUGCCAUAAAAAGAAUGUCGUUUAUUGGCGGAAAUAAUGCGAGCAUUGACGUAAAUAAAUGGCCAAUGAUGUAAUUAAAAUCUCGGCUUUCGUUCUCGAUUAAUUUCUAUAAAUAGUUGAUUUUAACGAUGUGUUUACAUACAGAAAAAAGGACUUUACGAAAACUCGCAGAAGAAAUCAAUAAAUUCUUACAUACGUGCGUGCGCAAUCGACUUCCGAUUAAAAGUUUGCAUCAAAAAUAAAAAUAAUUCAUUCGAAUUAUAACCUAAAAUGAGGAGUACUUGAUAAAGAUGAAAAACAUUUGUUGUGGUUUUACUUUAAAUUGCUAGUUAAGUUUUUUUUUCGUUUUAUCGUCAAACUAGUCUUUUAAUUGCCAGUACAGUUUAGCAGAGUAGUAAGAAUUAUGGACUCGACAAAUAUACCUGUUUUACUAGUCACUGCAAAUGUAGGAUCUAUAUUUGAAGAUCCGAAUGAAAUGCUUAAAGUAUGGACCGAAGAAUUCCUUUCGACCGUGUCCAAGUUAGAUCCGAAAUUCAUCGGGCUGCAUUGCCAGGAAGUCGGAGGCAAAAACUACGAACUGAGUAUGAAACACGUCGAGCAUUUCGUGAAAUUACUCAUGUCCAGCAAUGAAUUACGCUUAUUCAAUAGAGUUAUGGUAUUUUUGGACGAAGACUACAGAUCUGCUGAAAACUUUACUGCGUUGGGGAACUUGUACUUCGUGCACGAAUCCGUAGAGAACGCAUCGAUUUGGAAUUUCGAAGAUAGCAUAUUCGUACCGGUCCAGGGUACCGAGAUACACUCAGGAAACAUCGAGACUGUCGUGACUAAAGAGAAAGCCAAAUUCCCGCAGGAUUUUUUCCCCGAAUGUAAAUGGUCUCGUAAAGGAUUCAUGCGGACUAGGUGGUCUUUAAACGGCACCAUAAUUGAUCUGGUCAACAUCCAUUUAUUCCACGACGCCUCGAAUUUCAUCGCGAUGGAAUCCUACCCGUCUGUUUAUUGUAAAAAUAGACGAAGGGCUCUGCAGCAUACGCUCCAGCGGUUCCAUAAUGACCAAUACGACAAUGCUCCAUUCUUCCUAUUUGGCGAUUUUAAUUUUAGAAUGGACACCGACGGUGUUGUUAAGAAAUUAACGGACGGACUGAAAACUACUCGAAUUCAAAAUAACAAAAAUAACGAAUUCGCCAAAUUGCAAUUUACUACUGAAGAUAACAAAUUGAUAUUGACAGUAGGCAAGAAGGAAUUUAAUCAUUCCGAUCACCAGACUGUCUUCAUGAACCCCACUUCUGAAUCGCUGAAAUCCUUCGACAAGGAACUGGAGGCGUUCGAAGACACGCUGACCGAGUACCCCGUGAACUUUCCCCCUUCGUAUCCGUUCGAAGAAAACAUCGCCCGCGCCACCACCUACAUGCAAACGAGAUGCCCCGCUUGGUGCGACAGGGUGUUGCUCAGCAAGAACGCCAAGCAACUGGUCGUCGAAAGCGCCGGCGUCGAUUACGGCCUCAUGGGAGUGGAGAUGUGCAUGGGAGAUCACAAGCCAGUCUACUUAAAGCUCCAGCUGAAGGAAAAAGCAGGUACAAACGUAUGUUGUGAACACGCACCUUUCGCUUGCUUGCCUGACAAAUGCCAAUGUUGCCAGAUAUACGCUUCGAUAAAAAUAAGUGUCGUAGACAUGAGCGAUUAUAGCAAAACUAGUUUCCAAAAAUUGCCCCACAUAAACUCGCAGCUGCUGCACGAGCCCGUCACGCGGGACAUGCUGUCGCACGAGCCCUACACGCCGGAGAGCGUCGAUUCGCAUUCGCAAUCGCCCGUCCGGACGUUCGUCGACAGCCCGGCGGACGACACCAAGACCUCGGUGUCGCCGUUGCAGCUCAAAACACGGCUGGAGAGCAUAAUACGCAUGGAGUUGAGCCGGUCGCCGAAGUGCUCCGCUUCCGAGAGCCUGGACGUCGACAAGCCGUCGCGGUCUAACGUUAAUUGUUGCGCUAUAAUGUGAUUUUUUUUUUGUAGUUUGAUUUUUUUUAUAUAUACGAAUGCUGUAGAAUUUUGACGCUUGCCGUGUAAGCACAAUAGUUAAAUAAGGAAGAAAUACAGCGAAAAUUGCGCGAUUUUCGCUUCGAUCUGGGACAGCGCAUGCUUAUUUGUACAGAGACGCUCAAUUUCGCAAUUUUUUUUUCUUGUAUAACGUGAAUUUAAUAUUAUAUACUGGUUUUUUUGUGAUUGCAUUAUGUACAUUAUGUACAUAUUCUUAUAUCUUACAACCCCUCAAAGGUGUUAGCUUAUACCCUCAUUCUCAAGACGGUUUGUACUUUAUUUCUCCAAAAAAGUUCAAUUACAUACCCCUUAAAUUCACCGAGUGCAAUACAAAAAAACCCGUAUAUUAUAUAUCAAAUUUACGCUGUAUUUAUUCCAUCACAAUUAUUUUGUUUUUUUUUUAUUUUCUGUAGAAUAUGUUGUGCACUGUGUUUCAUAAUUAGUCAGUGUUUGUCUAAAAUAUUUUCCCUGUUUGAUCCAAACUAGGGCUACAGCUAGUCGAAAACGACGGCAUCGCAACCAACAGUGCCAAGAAAUUAGACGAUAUCAUGGAUUCAACAACAGUGACCCGGUAUAUUUAUAUACAAAAUGUCGAUAAACCCAUUCAGAUUUUUAGGGAAACGGCCGUUUAAAUGCUGGCGUUAUCAUUCAUUGGUUUGUUAUACAUAUUUUUUUAGACUUUAAAUGCCCAGUGAAUCGCUAUUAGUGAUCUCACCAAAGUCUCGUUUUUGUUCUGCAUAUUUCACGACUAUUUUUAUUAUUAAUGUUGUUUUUUAAAUGUUUAGAGAAUCUACAAUUUUCGUUAUUAACAAUCUGUUUGAAUUUACUUAACUGGCGCAAUUUAGAGAUGUCCUUUUAAAGUACAAAGUAAUGUUGAAGAAUUUUGUUGUAAUAAGAUGUAAGAACGUUUUUUUUUUUAAUUAAGGACACUAUUUUAACGUGAUCUUGAAUGGGUUUUAUCGAGCAUUUUCAUUUAGGUGAAAGUGCCCGAUUAUGGGAUGGUUGCCUAAUAUGGGAUAUCUCAGUUUUGUCUAAUAUAUUAAAAAAUCUUUCAUAACAUGUUUGAAAUUUUGGUUUUCUAGAUAUUAAAAACAAAAAAUAUUCCAUAAUACAGCACUUUGACCCACACAAAUUUUGUUAAAAAUUCCAAAUAUUUGUACAUACAAUAUUUUAUAUGAAUCAUUUUUAUUAACUUGUUAUCUGACUGACUUAUAAAAAUGGUUUGGUGCUUUAAAGCAAUUUGUUGCUCUAUUAUUUUAGUUCCUAAAUUCUUUGAGUUUUCUGUUUAUAUAUAAAUUAAAGUUUUCUCUUUUUUAAAGGGUUUUAUCACGAAGAGCUUAAACCAUCGAAGUUUAUGACACGCGGCUUAAGCUCAUCGCAGGACACCCUGUAUAAUAUAUAGAUGUUUAGAUACGACGGGGCGUUCAUGCAAUAAAUUUGGUAUUUAUUCAUUGUAAUACUGUUUGAAUCUCGAACGCCUUGUUAAAUAAAUGUUCAGUGUUCUCUUAUUGAUAUUUAUGUAAGCUAUAUUCCAAAAAGCGUUCGAACCGGUUCUGUUAAAUUAACUGUUUGCGCAAAACCAUCAGAAACCGGUUAGAACGCUUAUGCAUUAUCUAGCUUAUACGUAAAUGUGCAUAUAUGACAGUGUUUUAAAUUUUUUUAAGUACUUACAUAAUUAAAAUAUAUUCCUUUUUAAGGAAUUGAGAACUAUUAUAAAAUGGAUGUACUAGUCAAGUAUACUUAAAAGAGUUUUUUAUUUACAAACUAGCAGGUUGCCCGAGCGGAGUGAGGAAGGUUUUUUAGGUUUUUUUAAAUGCAGUUAGACUUGUGACAUUUUAGGUCUCGUUAAUUAAUGUCCCUUCUAUAUUAAUUUUAUAUUGGUGAUUUUUUUUAGUAUAUUUACGGUCCCCUUGGAGACUGAAAAAUACACAAAUCUAAUUACAUUCAAAUUUUAUGUCUAGAAAUCCUUGGUUUUUUCCUCUUCAUUCCUUUGUUCCAUUUUUUAUCCUUUCUUAUUCAUUUAACCCUAACUUAAAUCCAUCCAAGUUUCUUUUAAUGUAUAAUUUUCUUUUUAUUGUCGGGCCCGCUGGU
Phyllotreta striolata is the source of this 4269-nucleotide messenger RNA. NCBI's taxonomy places the organism in Eukaryota, Metazoa, Arthropoda, Insecta, Coleoptera, Chrysomelidae. The record is from the annotation of a GenBank genome assembly.